AUGUCUGCCGCCAGCGACGGAGUCGUCCCGAUGGCUAAACUAGGCAAACGCAAGCGCGGGUGCCUAGCCACUGAACUAACGGGGCCCGACGACGAGCCAUCGUCAUCGCCAGGGCCACCAGCAAUCAACUCCCCAACGGAAGCAUCAGCCCUGUCGCCUACAACAACAACAAUAACAAAACAGCUUGAACCUCUCACCCCCGGGGACCACGAGCUCGAGAUCACACCGAACCAGGAUCAGAACAAAGUGCAAACCCGGAAAAGGAAACGCGGCCCCAAUCCCAACAACCCCAAGCAGCCCAAGCCCAAGCCCGCAAGCAAGCGCACAUCAGACAAAAAACCGACACCAAAAUCACCACCCCCGACGCAAAGCAGCCGCAGCAGCACCAUCACCACCAACGAUGCUGGAGGAGUACACUCCUACCCGCCCUACCUAACCCACCUCGUCAAAACCCACCGCGCCCUCAACACCGUGUCCACCUUCCUCUCGGCCCGCCGGCACGUCGCGCCCGCCUGGGACACGCUGCGGCCCGCCGUCGAGGCGCACACGCGCGCGCCGCUGUGCGUGGAGGACGUCGCGGCUGUUGUGGCCGUGCGGUGCUGGUUUGAUGGUGAGAGCGCUGGUGGCGGCGGAGGUGCCGAGGGUGAGGGUGUGCUGGGAGGGGGUGGUUCGCGGGCAGGGGGCGAGAUAAGGGCACGACAGGGGAGUCAGGCAAGGCCGGUGAGGUUCGAGUUCGUGGAUGAGGCCGCGUUGGCGGUGUCUUUGGGCGGGGAGGAAAGGGAGGCGUAUUUCAGAGAAGAUGUGGGAGGGAGCCGGGACGGGCGGGGCGAUGAGGUGCUGGUGUUUGAGUUCUUGGAUGGGGAGCUCAGGGCGGAUGGGAAGAAUGGGAGCACUGGCGGUGGUCGGCCCCGCGACAGGGAGGACCGCAUGCGGAUGCCCGUGUUCAGCCAGAAGCAGGUCAUGCGGCUGAUUGAGCGGCGGAAUCGGCGGUUUGAGCAGGCCGUGCACGCGUUCCUAGCGCGGUGCAUCGCCGAGCGCGUCGAUCCCGAGGUGAUGUUGCUGCAGGAGCGGGAGAGGUACAUCCCGCGGCCGACACAGGCGGAGCCGCAGCCACGGCCGCCCCUGGACGGUGCCCUCCCGCCGACGAUCCCCCGCGAGCGCAAGAGCAUCGCCGAGAUCGUGCAGGAGAUCCGGGAGUGUCCGUGGUACACGGGCCAGAUCGUGCCGGACGGACACAGGGUGUUCGAGGCGCAGGAGGCCGUCUACGGCGACCUCGACUUCCUGCUCAGCCAGGACCUGGUCAACACGCUGUACAACGCGAAAGGCAUCACGCAGUUCUACGCCCACCAAGCCGAGGCCAUCAAUGCCUUGCAUGCGGGACACAACGUAGUGGUGGCGACAUCGACUAGCUCGGGCAAGUCGCUGAUCUACCAGCUCCCCGUGCUGCACGCCCUGGAGCGGGACCCCAACACGCGGGCCAUGUACGUCUUCCCCACGAAGGCGCUCGCCCAGGACCAGAGGCGCAGCCUGAAGGACAUGAUGAGCUACAUGCCCGGUUUGGAGGACGUGCUGGUCGAGACGUUCGACGGCGACACGCCCAUGAACGAGCGGGGCACCAUCCGCGACGAGGCACGCAUCAUCUUCACGAACCCAGAUAUGCUGCACAUAACCAUUCUGCCCCAGGAGGACAAGUGGCGCACGUUUCUGAAGAAUCUGAAGUACGUCGUUGUGGAUGAACUACACUACUACAACGGCCUGCUGGGCUCCCACGUCGCCUUCAUCAUGCGGCGCCUCCGCCGGACCUGUGCGGCGCUGGGCAACAGGCACGUCAAGUUCAUCUCGUGCUCCGCUACCGUGGCGAACCCUGAGCAGCACUUCAAAACGAUAUUCGGCAUCGACGAUGUCCGCUUGAUCGACUUCGACGGCUCCCCUUCGGGGCGGAAGGAGUUCCUCUGCUGGAACACGCCCUACAAAGUCCCCGGCGACCCGGCAAGCGGGCGUGGGAACGCCAUGCUGGAGUGUGCACGCUUGUUCUGCCAGCUGAUCCUGCGCGGAGUCAGGGUGAUUGCCUUCUGCAGGGUCCGUGAGCAGUGCGAGAAGCUGGUCGGCGCUGUGAAGCAGGAGCUGGAGACGCUCGGCCGGAGCGAGGUUGUCCCGCGGGUCAUGGGCUACCGCGGCGGCUACACUGCCCAGGACCGGCGCCGGAUCGAGACCGAGAUGUUCGAGGGCAAGCUGCUCGGCAUCAUCGCCACCACGGCUCUCGAGCUUGGCGUCGAUAUCGGCACCCUCGACUGCGUGCUUACGUGGGGAUUCCCGUACACGAUUGCCAAUCUCCGGCAGCAGAGCGGCAGGGCGGGGCGCAGGAACAAGGACUCGCUGUCCAUCUUGGUCGGAGACAGCUUCGCGGUCGAUCAGUACUACAUGCAGAACCCCGACGAGCUGUUCACCAAGCCGAACUGCGAGCUGCAGGUCGACCUGGACAACAUGCUGGUCAAAGAGGGGCACAUUCAGUGCGCUGCGUACGAGAUGCCGAUCCAGCCGGCAGAAGACGCCGUCUACUUCGGCAGCGAUCUGGCCCAGGUCUGCGAGGAACGGCUCAUCAAGGACGAGACGGGCUUCUACCACUGCCACGACCGGUUCCGGCCUCUCCCCUCCAAGUUCGUGUCGAUCCGCGACACGGAGGAAGAUCACUUCGCCAUCGUCGACAUCACGCACGGCCGCAACAUCGUGCUCGAAGAGCUCGAAGCCUCCCGCGCCACGUUCACCAUCUACGACGGCGCCAUCUUCCUCCACCAGGGCGACACGUACCUCGUGCGGGACUUCAACCCGGACCAGAAACUCGCGCGCGUCGAGCGGGUCAAGGUCGACUGGCUAACGUCGCAGCGCGACUACACCGACAUCGACCCGGUCGAGACGGAGGCCGUCAAGCGGCUGCGCGGCUCGCGCUGGCGCGCCUACUACGGCGCGAUCCGCAUCAAGCAGGUCGUCUUCGGCUACUUCAAGGUGGAUGCGCGGCGCGGGCGCAUCCUCGAUGCUGUGCAGGUCGACAACCCGCCGGUGGUGCGCCACAGCAAGGGCAUGUGGCUCGACGUGCCGAAACGCGCGCUCGACAUCCUCACCGCCCGCCGCCUGCACGUCGCCGCGGCCAUCCACGCCGCCCAGCACGCCGUCAUGAGCCUGAUCCCCAACUUCGUCGUCAGCAUGCCGGGCGACGUCAGGACCGAGUGCAAGAGCGCGCUGAAGGAGUUCGCCCGGCGCGAGACGCAGCGCAAGCGGCCGGCGCGGCUGACCUUUUACGACGCCAAGGGCGGCGCCGGCGGGUCGGGCAUCAACACCAAGGCGUUCGAGUUCGUGGACAUGCUGCUGCGGCAGGCCCUCGACAGGGUCUCGGCCUGCGCGUGCCUCGGCGGGUGCGUCGAGUGCUGCGCGUCGGAGCUGUGCAAGGAGAUGAACGAGGUCAUGAGCAAGGCCGGCUGCGAGGUCGUCUUGAAGGCCUUGCUGGACGAGGAGAUCGACGUCGACGCGCUGCCCAUGGGCCCCGAGGAGGCCAGCCCCGCGGGCGUCGAGACGGUCGUGCUUGCGAGCCCGGUGCCGACGAGAGAUGGCAGGGGCUUGAUGGUGGAAGGCGAAGAAAAGGGGGAAAUAACGUUGCAGGGCGGCGAAUAA
Molecule: messenger RNA, 3666 nt
Organism: Thermothielavioides terrestris NRRL 8126
Lineage: Eukaryota; Fungi; Ascomycota; Sordariomycetes; Sordariales; Chaetomiaceae
Exons: 3
Coding region: 1-3666 (1221 amino acids)
Molecular function (GO): nucleic acid binding; ATP binding
Source: RefSeq, a predicted model, not a curated record